AUGUUGAGAGCCCGCCAGCUUACGCGCGCGCUGCGCACCACCGCCAAGCAGCAGCAGAUCCGUCGGUCCUUCUCGUCGGCUGCUCGUGGACUGCAGACGCCCGCGGUGGCCGCUAUCGAUAACUCGCGUGAACUGUCCACGACUAAGGUGCAGGAGGAGCACAAGCGCGCGGAGCCCAAGAGCACGGACAAGUUCAUCGGCAAGACUGGCGCCGAGAUCUUCCACGAGACGCUGGCUGAGAUGGAUGUCGAUUGCGUGUUUGGCUACCCUGGUGGUGCUAUCCUCCCGGUGUUCGAUGCUAUUCACGAGAGCAAGCACUUCGACUUCAUCUUGACGAGACACGAGCAGGGCGCCGGCCACAUGGCUCAGGGUUACGCCCGUGCUACUGGCAAGCCCGGUGUCGUUCUGGUGACUUCAGGACCUGGAGCCACCAACACUGUCACGCCGCUGCAGGACGCGCUUAUGGACGGUACCCCCAUCGUGGUCUUUAGUGGCCAAGUGGCCACCCAGGUGCUGGGCACGGACGCCUUCCAGGAGGCAGACGUGCUGGGAAUCACCCGCCCAUGUACCAAAUGGAACGUGCAGGUGCGCGACGUGCGCGACCUUGCACGUAACGUCCGCGAGGCCUUCCACAUUGCCACGACCGGCCGCCCUGGCCCCGUGUUGGUGGAUCUGCCGAAGGAUAUCACGGCCGGAUUAUGCAAGAGCCCCGUGUACACUGAGCCCCAACUGCUGGGCUACUACGGCGAGAAGAAGAUCGAGGGUAACCGCGUGAACCAGGACGCCAACCUGGCUGCCGCUAUCAAGAUGAUUAACAAAGCCAAGAAGCCGCUGAUCUUCGCCGGUGCAGGCGUCCAGCACGCUAGCGAAGAGCUCCGUUCUCUUGCACGCCAAGCCAACAUCCCCGUGACCACGUCGCUGCAGGGUAUGGGUGCCUUUGACGAGCGUGACCCGCUCAGUCUGCACAUGUUGGGCAUGCACGGAUCGGUGUACGCCAACAAGGCCAUGCAGGACGCUGACUGCAUCAUCACACUCGGCGCACGCUUCGAUGACCGUGUGACGGGACGUGUACCGGACUUUGCACGCGAGGCACGUCGUGCUUCCGCUGAGGGCCGUGGUGGCAUCAUCCACUUCGAGAUCACGGGCAAGCAGGUGGGCAAGAUCGUGCCUGCCGAUGUCUCUGUGCUCGGCGACACCAAGUACAACUUGCAGCAGAUUCUGCCCAAGAUUGAGAGCAAGCCACGCACUGAAUGGCACAAGAAGCUUCAGGGCUGGAAGGCAAGGUAUCCGUUUCGUUACCGGUCGCCUGCUCCCGGCGCUCCGAUGAAGGCGCAGCGUGUUAUUGAGGAGCUGUACAAACAGACCAAGGGCCGUGACGACGUGUUGAUUACCACGGGUGUGGGUCAGCAUCAGAUGUGGGCCGCUCAGUUCUACCGGUGGUCACGUCCGAACUCGAUGAUUACUUCUGGUGGUCUGGGUACCAUGGGCUUCGGUCUCCCGGCUGCCAUCGGUGCCAAGGCAGCUAAACCCGACAAUAUUGUGAUUGAUAUUGACGGCGAUGCCAGUUUCUCCAUGACGCUGGCCGAGAUGGCGACCGCUGCCGAGUUCAACAUCGGCGUGAAGGUUCUGCUACUGAACAACAACUUCCAGGGCAUGGUCAAGCAGUGGCAGGACCUGUUCUAUGAGGAGCGAUACUCGGGCACCAAGAUGAAUAACCCGGACUUCGUCAAGUUCGCCGAGGCGAUGAACUGCGAGGGAUUCCGCUGUUCAAAGGAAGACACGCUCGAGGAGGACAUGGCCCGGUUCCUUGCUGCUGAGGGCCCCAUCUUAGGUGAGUUUAUGGUCGAGAAGAACGAGCACUGCUACCCCAUGGUCGGAGCAGGGCGUUCGCUGGACGAAAUGAUUAUCGGCGACUUCGACGACUGCCCGGGUACUACCUCGGUCUAG
This is a messenger RNA of Phytophthora infestans T30-4, 1947 nucleotides long. RefSeq names its product acetolactate synthase, mitochondrial precursor. The coding region runs from base 1 to 1947 and encodes 648 amino acids. Gene Ontology annotation, biological process: L-valine biosynthetic process. The transcript has a single exon. Gene Ontology annotation, molecular function: thiamine pyrophosphate binding; acetolactate synthase activity; magnesium ion binding. Gene Ontology annotation, cellular component: mitochondrion; acetolactate synthase complex. The record is from RefSeq and is a predicted model, not a curated record. NCBI's taxonomy places the organism in Eukaryota, Oomycota, Peronosporomycetes, Peronosporales, Peronosporaceae.